This is a messenger RNA of Bemisia tabaci, 1321 nucleotides long. It is a transcript of the gene Samtor, whose product is annotated as S-adenosylmethionine sensor upstream of TORC1. Gene Ontology annotation, biological process: negative regulation of TORC1 signaling. The record is from RefSeq and is a predicted model, not a curated record. NCBI's taxonomy places the organism in Eukaryota, Metazoa, Arthropoda, Insecta, Hemiptera, Aleyrodidae.
UUGAGGUUAUGUGUAAAAAUGAGGUAAUGAAGUUUGAAGCAUGAUUGAAGUGUCUUGAAGUCUUGAAGUCGAAAUUUUGUUAUAGAAAAGCUGAAAACACCGAAGUUAAGUCAUAGUGUUUAGUGUAUUAGCAAUGGAUAAUUUGUAAAAUUGAGAAGCACCAGCCGAUUUCAUAUAGGGUUAGUCGAAUCAUCAAUAUUUUUGCUUGGAUUACUCUCUGAAAUCCAUUGGCACACCCUGCAAUGUCAAGUCGAGCAUGUCAAACACACCUAAAUAUCCUUUCAUUUAAGGUGCGUUAACUGCUGUGACAAUGGCCUCCAGUGAGCAAAUUGAGCUUUCCAACUUCAUCAAGACAGUCCACCAUGAGCUCAGAAAUUUAGCGCUAGAGGAGGGGUUUGAUGGUGCAUGGGAAAAACACUGCAAGGAUGAAAAUACUUUGAAGAGGUAUGCUGAGGCUAUGCAUAUUUUGGCCGUUAAUCAUUGGGGUGGAAAGAACAAAGAUGACCCAUCACGAAGUCGAAUCAUAUGGGUUCAUGAACAGUCUUCCUCUUAUUUCAGGAAUGGACUUUUACUGAAAUCAAGAGAUAAAGAACUACGCCUUAGAUCUUCCUUCAAUCUGUCAGACAAUGAACAUUCCAUAGAAUUUAUCAAAUUUCAUCCCCCCUUUAGAUUAUUGGAUGUUGGAAGUUGCUAUAACCCUUUUAGUGCGUUUCAAGAGUUUCAGACAAUUGCUAUUGAUCUGAUGCCAGCUACAAAGGAUGUUCUACAAUGUGAUUUUUUGAAAGUUCCAAUAGUCGAAAAAACUGUUUCUUUUGAACAGUGUCAUGAAUGUACUGUUUUACCUGCGCUCUAUUUUGAUAUUGUUGUAUUCUCCCUGUUCCUGGAAUAUAUACCAGCUCCAACCAAGCGCUAUGAGUGUUGUGUGAAAGCUCAUCAACUUCUGAGGCCAGAGGGUAUUUUGAUGAUACUGACCCCUGACUCGAGACAUGAAUCAGCCAACUCAAAACUAUUAAGGGCGUGGAGACUGAGUUUAGCAAAAAUUGGGUUUUUUCGAGUUGGGUAUACGAAAUUACAGCAUUUACAUGGGCUUGUUUUUCGAAAGUGCAUCGAUUCUCGAGUGUCUCAGUUUUGGAGUCAGCGGCAACCUGAUAGUAUAUACUCAAGUGAAAGUUUAUCGAUUCCUCAGGAUGUUUCUGAUUUUAUGUCGAACAAUCAAAUAUUGUCAUCUGAUUCAGUCUUUGUCAAAAGUAGCCAAGAUGAAGAAAUAAUCGCUAGUGAUUUCACUUUUUUACCAAAUAUAGAUGCUGAAAAUUAGACAUGA